This is a messenger RNA of Vigna unguiculata (cowpea), 1824 nucleotides long. Its product is annotated as zinc finger BED domain-containing protein RICESLEEPER 2-like. The record is from RefSeq and is a predicted model, not a curated record. Lineage: Eukaryota; Viridiplantae; Streptophyta; Magnoliopsida; Fabales; Fabaceae.
AUGCGUAAUCAUGUGUUGAGAUGUCCAAAUAACCCCAAUAAGAGACAAAAAGUAGGUUCAUCUUCAACAAUUGAUGGAAAUAUUAACUCUCCUUCUUAUGGUAGAUUUGACCAAGAACUUUUUCAAGAAGAACUGGUAAAAAUGUUUGUGGAAGUUGAACUCCCCUUUCGAUUUGUAGAGCAUGUUGCUUUUAGGAGGUAUUCAAAUGCUUUGCAACCAAGAUUUAAGAUCCCAUCACGUUAUACCAUAUCACGGAAUAUUGUGACAUUAUGGAAUGCAAAACAGAUAUAUUUGAAGGAUUUUCUUUCUCAACAUUGUCAAAGAGUUUGUCUCACUACUGAUGCAUGGACUUCACCUCAAAAUCAAAAUUAUAUGUGUUUAACAGGCCACUUCAUCGACAAUUAUUGGAAUUUGCAUAAAAGGAUUUUGAAUUUCCGUCAAGUAAUAAGUCAUACCGGAGAGGCCAUGGCUAAAUUUGUUGAGUCAUGCUUGCAUGAAUGGGGGUUGAGUCGUGUUUUAACCUUGACAGUAGAUAAUGCUACAUCAAAUGACACGGGAGUUCAACACUUGAAGAAAAGACUAUUGUCUUGGAAUAACUCGGUUUUGAAAGGUGACUAUACUCAUAUGCGUUGUUGUGCACAUAUUUUGAACUUAAUUGUGAGUAGUGGUCUAAAAGAGAUUGAUAACUCUGUUUUAAGAAUUCGUGCUGCAGUGAAAUAUAUUAGAUUAUCUCCUUCUAGAUUUAUGAAAUUCAAAGAGUGUGUUGAAAGCCAAAAGAUUGAAUAUAAAGGUCAUAUUUGCUUGGAUGUUGAAACAAGGUGGAACUCAACAUAUUUGAUGUUAGAUGCUGCUUUCAAGCAUAAAAUUGCAUUUGAUGAGCUUGAGUUUUAUGAUACAAAAUAUUCUAAUGAGUUGGGAAAGGGGAUUGGAUUGCCUUCUUAUGAAGAUUGGGAGUAUGUUAAGUCUAUUCUACCUUUCUUGAGCAUUUUUUAUGAAGCUACUUUGCGCAUCUCAGGUAACUCUUAUGUUACUAGUAAUAUAUACAUGUUAGAAGUGGUAGGAAUUUGGAAUGGGAUCAAUCAUCUCCUCAAGUCCAAUGCUACAAGCAGUGCUACAUAUAAGAUGGCUGAAAAAAUGAGAAAAAAAUAUGAGAAAUAUUGGGGUGAACCUAACAAGUUCAAUAUAUUGUUGUUAAUUGUUGUUGUCUUAGAUCCUAGAUACAAGAUGAGUUAUAUGAAUUGGGCAAUUGAUCAACUUUUUGAUCCUGAAAAGACAAAUGAUGGAUGGGUGUUAAAGUCACGGCUCGAUACUUCCUUAAAGUUGUUGUUUGAUGAAUAUAAAAGUCAAAAUGGGGGAGCUGAAAAUGACAAACAACAAACAUAUGUUGAUGUACCCAAUUAUAAGCAUGAUCCAUAUGGUCGGAAUAAGUUUUUGCAAACAACAGGAUUAACCUCUUUAAACAAAUCUGAACUUCAAAAGUAUUUAGAGGAAGAGCUUGGUGAAACAACUUUGAACAUUCUUGAUUGGUGGAAAAUGAAUUCAUGUAGAUUUCCAAUCUUGUCAAACAUAACACGAGAGCUAUUAGCUAUGCCUGUUUCUACGGUAGCAUCUGAGUCUGCAUUUAGCACGGGAGGAAGAGUGUUUGAUCCAUAUCGAAGUUCUUUAUCACAACAAAAGGUAGAGGCACUUAUUUGUACACAGGAUUGGUUGAAAGACACACAUUCACCAUCAUUGUUAGACUAUGAUUUUGAAGAGCUUCAAUAUGUUGACCAAGAGUUGGUUUCUGAACAAGAUGAUGACCAGAAUAUAAUUUCUUUGAGUUAA